Molecule: messenger RNA, 2778 nt
Organism: Anarrhichthys ocellatus (wolf-eel)
Lineage: Eukaryota; Metazoa; Chordata; Actinopteri; Perciformes; Anarhichadidae
Gene: tnfrsf13b
Product: TNF receptor superfamily member 13B
Exons: 4
Coding region: 1203-1979 (258 amino acids)
Biological process (GO): hematopoietic progenitor cell differentiation; B cell homeostasis; negative regulation of B cell proliferation
Cellular component (GO): plasma membrane
Molecular function (GO): protein binding
Source: RefSeq, a predicted model, not a curated record
UCAGUCAGUGGGUUCGUACCCAAAUGAGCAACCAUGCUGAAAUACCGGCCUGUCUCACUCUCAUCGUCAAACCACGGAUUCUCCCAACGCAUCUUCAUCUCCCCAGGUGAGUGAUGCCUCUAAAACAUCGUUUACAACCCAUAGUGGGUCAUAUCAGACAACUGAAUUUGCCGUGGUGAGAAUCGAACCCUCAACUUCAGUCAGUUUUGUCAUAGAAGACAGUUAUCAUUAUGGUUUAGUAUGGUGAGCGCAAGAGUUGAAGUUUGUGGCGGCUCUGCGGCUCACGGUGAGCCCACUUAGAUCACCAGGAACGCCUUUACUUUGCUGUCUCUACUUACAUUUACCCACACACCAUAACCGACAUAACAGGUGAGACCAAUCAUGAGAAGCUUUCUCAAAAAAAGUCAAAAGACCAUCAAAACUCAAUAACGAAGCACAAAAAUAGAUAAAUACAUGAGAAAAGGAGACAGUUAUCAUUUCGGUCCUUAUGGAAAUAAGCACUUUUGUUUUAAUAAUAGUAAACAUGUAGUAUGUGUUUAUGAUAAUUCCAUGUUGCGCUGAUUAUCAGGGUGCAUGUGACAAAUACACUGGUAUACUGCAGUGGAGGGCGGAGGAGGUUUAGUCUUUCACAGUUCGCUGACUCAGUGCUCAACGGAGCAGAGAGGACUGUGUUCGAGAACAAAGACAUGGUUUCUGAAAGGAUGGACGUUUGCAUUUUUGUAGCAACAGCAGCAAGGCUGGCAUGUUGCUGAUGGCCCUUUAUCUCGGAUUCACUGGACUUUGUACAUGGUUUUGCAAGGUUUGCUCUAAAAAACAAAAUAUCCCCAAAAAAAAGGAAAGCAGAGGCAGAAAAGACGUAUCCUAGACAUCCUGCUUUAGUACGGCACAAACUGGCUUUCUACAUCAUCUUGGUAACUUCUGAUAAUCUCUAAGCAGCCUCUUGUGGGAUGUAGACAGUACAUGAAAGGUACUGUACAUAUACACAUCCCAUGUAUACAUACACGGUACUUUAUAGUGGACUGAAAAUUGGGUAAACAGUAUCUUCCCACCCGCAGGAGGUUGUUACACAUAUAUAAACGCUACAAAAUGGAAAUAUCUAAAGUUACUCGUUCACACGCCACUUGCUAUUUUCUCACCACUCAUCUUUGUAUGUACCUCUGUGUUGUCCUUUGUGUUCGUCAGUGUGAGGGUCAUCAGGGCUGAUGGGUAGAGGCUGCCAUGCGGGUCAGCACUGGGAUGCUUUGAUCAGAGAAUGUAUUGGUUGUCAGGCGGAAUGCAGGCAACCACAAGUCAUCGCCAGAUGCACCAGUUACUGUGAGUCUGCAUAUUGUAAAGCACAGGCUGGGCACUACUAUGAUAUGCUGCUGAAGAAAUGUGUGAGGUGCGCUGACGUUUGUGGCGGGCAUCCAGCAGAGUGCUCCCAGCACUGCCAGACUCCAACACCCCCUGUGAUCACUAAAAAGCUCCUGGUUCAAGUUACCCCACACGUGCCGACUUCCAGAGGGCUCUUGGUGCCGACAGCCUUGGAAGAUUCCACUAUCCUGCUCUACUCUCUGCUGGCCCUGAGCAUGAUGCUGCUGUUCUCUAGCUUGUCUCUAGCCUUUGCAGUCUUACUGAGGGGAGCCAGGGCCAAAACCUCCAAGCCAGGACCCAAAGGGGCUAACCACCCCCAGCCAGGCCAGGAGGUUGGCCAACCGGGGAAGAGAUCCAAAGAUUUAGUAUCAAAUUCAAACCACACCACAGACCGUGAGCCAUCAUAUGACUCCAGCCCCACUGAGACCUGUGUGUGUGUCCACUGUUUCCCCGAUCUGAAGGCGCUUGGCCAGGGCAACGACAGGCCACUGAGAGCACCUUUCUCAUUCUACCAGCAGGCCGUCCUCCACAAAUCCCCGAUCCAAAAGCGAGGGCCUCUCUGGACUGAGGAGAACCUGUACACCUCUGGACUGGAGGUACAGGAGGAGGCUGAAGUAGUGGGAUGAGGCUCACUUGCCGUCUCACGGGACAAACUGCAAUGGCCAAAUGUGUCCUCAGCUCGCAGGAGAACAUGGUCAGCGUAUUGGAUUCUCAAUCACACUGCGGAUAUUGUCACGGGCCAGUAAAAAAGUAUCACUGAAAAUGAUCAUGCUGCUGACUAGAAGCCAUGCAUGCAUGUCUGGUCUAGUAAUAUUGAAACUACUGCUUCACUGGACUGAACAGCUCUCUCAACAGGGCAGACUAGUGACUACAGGUUAUGGUCACCAACAUGAGAUCAAUGAGGGCCGAGCAGCAUUGGAUUGCCAGCUGUCAUCUACAGAUCACAUCUCCGUAUGAAAUACUUUGAGAAACCCGGUCACAGGAAGACUGUAACUGGGUUGGAGUAGUUGUGGUGGGUAGUCUAGUGCAGGUGUCAGCGAAGAAUUCCUCUGUUAGAGCUUUCAAGUUCAGAAAUGUGUAUGUGCAAAUACUGGAACAAAUAUGUAUGUAUGAAUGUUAAUUGUGUGUACAAUGUUAUGUAAUAUACGUGUGAGGUGAUGGAAGAUUAAGAAUCCCUUUGUACUUGUUUUGCCCACAAUAGUGAAAAAUAAAACCUUGAUAUCAGAAACAUCUGGGGGAGAAGCUGUUCAAAAGUGUUCAAAUUAUCAUCUGUUUUUAAAGAGUCAGUACGGCUGUCCUCAAAGACAGGAAACCAAAGAGAGUCUUAGUCGACUGACACUCGUACGAUUAGUUGAUUUAAUCUACAAAUCUGUAAAACUGAAGUUUCUCCUCAAACAAACACACAAAAGCAUUGCUUUAAAUCUG